Molecule: messenger RNA, 2220 nt
Organism: Pipistrellus kuhlii (Kuhl's pipistrelle)
Lineage: Eukaryota; Metazoa; Chordata; Mammalia; Chiroptera; Vespertilionidae
Gene: SLC29A3
Product: solute carrier family 29 member 3
Exons: 6
Coding region: 78-1505 (475 amino acids)
Biological process (GO): nucleoside transmembrane transport
Cellular component (GO): Golgi apparatus; plasma membrane
Molecular function (GO): nucleoside transmembrane transporter activity
Source: RefSeq, a predicted model, not a curated record
AGCCGGCCUGGGGCCUGAGACACCCCGAGUCGCAGUGGCCGGGCGGCGGGAGGCAGCAGCGGCGGCGCGGUGGCGACAUGGCCUUUGUCUCAGAGGAUAACAUCCAUCAGAGUUCAAACUCCACCUACAGGACCGCCAGCAGCUCUCUGUGUUCCGAGCAGGAAGCACUGUUUGAGAAGCGGCUGGACCGCUUGCCGCCCAGCCUGCCGAGGCCCGAGGACCGCUUCAACGCUGCCUACGUCAUCUUCUUCAGCCUGGGCAUCGGCGGCCUCCUGCCAUGGAACUUCUUCGUCACUGCCAAGGACUACUGGAUAUUCAAACUCCGCAACUGCUCCAGCCCAGCCCCCGGGGAGAAGCCUGAGGACUCGGACAUCCUGAAUUACUUUGAGAGCUACCUUUCCAUCGCUUCCACCGUGCCCUCCGUGCUGUGCCUCGUGGCGAACUUCCUGCUUGUCAACAGAGUUCCGAUUCAUGUUCGUGUGCUGGCCUCGCUGACUGUCAUGCUGGCCAUCUUCGUGGUAAUGACCGUGCUGGUGAAGGUAGACACCUCCUCCUGGACCCAGAGCUUCUUUGCUGUCACCAUCGCCUGCAUGGCCGUCCUCAGUGGCACCUCCACCGUCUUCAAUAGCAGCGUCUUCGGCAUGACGGGCUCCUUCCCGAUGAGGAACUCCCAGGCGCUGAUAUCAGGAGGAGCCAUGGGCGGCACCAUCAGUGCCGUGGCCUCCCUGGUGGACCUGGCGUUGUCCAACAACGUGACGGACAGCACCCUGGCCUUCUUCCUCACUGCGGACGUCUUCCUCGCACUCUGCAUCGGCCUCUACCUGCUGCUGCCCCGGCUGGAGUACGCCAGGUACUACAUGAGGCCCGUCUGGCCCGCCCACGUGUAUUCUGGCGAAGAGCAGCCGUGCCAGGACUCCCCCGGCUCCCCUCUGGCGGCCCCCAGACCCAGCUUCUCCCCGACGCCGCCCCUGCGCCCCAUCCUAAAGAAGACCGCCGGCCUGGGCUUCUGCGUCAUCUACCUCCUCUUCAUCACCAGCGUCAUCUUCCCCGCCGUCUCCACCAGCAUCGAGUCCCUGGACAAGGCCUCGGGCUCGCCCUGGACCACCAAGUUCUUCGUCCCCCUCACCGCCUUCCUCCUGUUCAACUUCUCGGACCUGUGCGGCCGGCAGAUCACGGCCUGGAUCCAGGUGCCGGGGCCCAGGAGUAAGGUGCUCCCCGCGCUGGUGCUGCUCCGGACCGGCCUCGUCCCCCUCUUUGUGUUCUGCAACUACCAGCCCCGGGUCCACCUGCAGACGGUGGUCUUCCCGUCCGACAUCUACCCAGUGGUGUUCAGCUCCCUGCUGGGCCUCAGCAACGGCUACCUCAGCACGCUGGCCCUCAUCUACGGGCCGAAGCUCGUGCCCAGGGAACUGGCGGAGGCCACAGGGGUGGUGAUGUCCUUUUACAUGUACUUGGGCUUGGUACUUGGCUCAGCCUGCUCGGCCCUGCUUGUGCACCUCAUCUAGGAGCGGGCGGUGGCGAGAGGGCCGGUGCUGAGCAGCCCUGCUUGGGAGCUCAGAGAGACGACAGGACCCGCCCGGAGGGCUGGAGCUGGGCUCUGUGUGGACAGCAGAGCACAUGGGGCCUCAUCUGUCCCCAGGGAGCUGGUGGCAUGUGCUGCCUCCGGGUCAGGCAGAAACAUUCCAGACACCUUAGCAGAACGAUCCUGAGACGUGAAGACAAAAGAUGAGAUAAAAGACGUCUGAGUAAGACACAGCCACAGGCACGCUCUGCCUUUCCGCAGAGCCUGUUGGGGACUGGGUGGUCAGUGUUCAGCUCAGAGAAGUGCCAACACCCCACCUUGCUCCUCCCGGCUGACAGCAAGGUGUGGGAAUUCUCGGCCCUCCCUAACCAGAGGGGUCCUCCUGGAGAGGAAGUCCCCAUGGGAUGGCCAGACUUUAGGUACAAGACCCAAGCCUGUGCAGACCCUGCUUUCUGGGGGUGAGAGAGCACCCACCUACCAGACUGGGACCCCCAAAAGAGGCCUUCGGAGCCCUACAUUCCUUCAGCGCUGGCUCCAGAAAGCAUCCCGGGACUGGAGACGAAGCUUGUCAGGCCUGUGUUUUCAAACAGGACUCUUUACAUGGUCUUGGCCUGGGUCAGGGCUGGGUCUUUUGACACUGAUGUUUACAACAUGGUCAUAGGUUCAAGGGCAUAAUAAAUACCUGGGUAUUUAAUGAA